Molecule: messenger RNA, 811 nt
Organism: Durusdinium trenchii
Lineage: Eukaryota; Dinophyceae; Suessiales; Symbiodiniaceae
Source: the annotation of a GenBank genome assembly
GAUUGGGCAUUUCCUCCGUCAACGAUAUAUCCAACACAAGCGUUAUGUUGUCCUGAGCGAUUGGACGGAACUGGAGUUCUGCCCCUGCGAAGUACAGGGCGACCAUGAAGCUGUGCUUUGUGCGGUGAAGCAGAACUGGCAAGCUCUGGAGUUUGCAAGUGACACUUUGAGGGGGGAUCGUGAGAUUGUUGAAGAAGCAAUUCAGCAAGAUUGGAGAGCUUUGCGGUUUGCUGCGCGGUCUUUGCGAGCUGACAAAGACCUCAUAGCCAUGGCUGUUGGGAAGUCCAAGGGAUGGGCUUUGGAAUUCGCAGCUGAAGAACUUUAUCGAGACCCUCAACUUCUGCAAGAUGCCACAAGCAGGCUGGGGGGACGCCUGGGUCUACCUCUAUCUCCCAUCGCCACGCUGGUGCCUAUUGACACAGGUGCUGGUGUACCUGGUGCUAUAUUUGAGACUUCCUUGCCUGUGCUCCAAGCCCAACUGACCCGACCAGGCAUUGACAAUGUCGAAACUGUCGAAGCAGUUGCAGAGCAAGCAAAUGGUCCUGUGAACCAAGAGCAGAUUGAGGAAGAUUUGCAACAAGUUGCUGAGACUGGUAUGGACAAUUCAAGCGAGGAUGCUUUGGAAGCCACUGAUCCUUGCGGUGCGCCCGGUGUGGAGGGUGCCCAUGGUGCGGUACAAUUUGAUGGAAUCACAAGAUCUUCGAUCAACCCUACAGACUUGGAGAACUCGGACCAAAUGCACCAGCCUUCGGGCUCGCAGCCGCAGCCGCAUGGGAGCCAGGCUUUGAUUGCGGCAACUGAUGUCAAAUGA